Messenger RNA from Symbiodinium natans, 1359 nucleotides. Lineage: Eukaryota; Dinophyceae; Suessiales; Symbiodiniaceae. The record is from the annotation of a GenBank genome assembly.
AUGUGCCGCAGCGGGAAGAAGCUGGUGCUCUGCCUCUUCCUGUCGCUGGUGAGCCCUUGCGAAGGCCAGCUGACCAUCUUCGCCUCACCUUCGCUGGCAGAACGCUUUGCAACCCAGGGGGCACAGGUCGACCUGGACUCGGGACAUGUUCGCCUGGCCGGCAGCACUGCCGUGCUGGGAUGGCCGCGCUAUGGCGACAUCUGUUCAGGACCACUGCGCUUCUACGACGUGAUGACCAAUUGCACCCUCAGCCGGAGCGUGCCAACCGCGGUGAAUCCCUGGAUCGCAGUGCUCCGGCUUGGGAGGAGCCACGGCUGCCCCUCCCUGGCAGUGGUGCUUCGGAUGGUUGGAGGCGAUGAUGCUGGUGCCUUAUGUGGCGCCGUGCUCCUGGAGGCAGGUGACAUGCCGGAGCUGGCACCAGGCGACACUCCUGGCACUUUCGUCCCAGUGUUGCGCCGCCCGGCCGCGGCCACGGCGUUGGCUGCCGCGAUGGAGGAGGCGCAGGCCGAAGGCCUGGCUUCUCUACGCGGAGAGCUGCAUUGGGGCCAGCCGGUGUUCAUUGAGUCGCUUCCGAACAAGUUGCUCCCCAUCGAGUUCUGGCUAAAUCCGGCCUCGGCGAGCCGCGCCCGGCUGCGUGCCGCGGCGGUGGCGCUUCGGCCCCUGAGGCAGCACCUUGCGUGGCAGAUUCACUGGCCGGUGAGUUGGAGGGCGGAGACCAAGAACGAUGAGUUCUGCAUCCGAGGAUCUGCGUUGAGCGACUUCCAUGCAGGGGGCUUCGUGUGCAUGGCCUCCGGCAACGCCUCGGGCUCAGCGCCGGCCUUGCUGGAGGAGGCGGCGCACCUUCGCUGCGUCCAGGAAGCCGACAUCACGCAGGAGAUGCGUUGGGAGUACCUCGAGCGGUUUCUUGCCUGCGAGGAGUCUGAUGGGGAGGCGGUGUGUGCUCGGCGACUCCAUGCGUUUGGCGCCCUAGGUUGCGGACCGGGCAACUUCACCGCCUUCAUCUUGACGGAGGCCAGCAAGCCGCGUCCGUGGCCCAUGGGACUUCGAGGCGAAUCGCCCGACUUCGCCGUGCGCAUUGCCGGCUGGGCCUUUGGCGGAAUGCCCGAGGCCGAUGCAGUCUUCGAGGCCGUCUGUGCCGUCCUGCAGCUUCCUGGCCCUACACAGAAGCCCUCUGCUUGCGGGGAGGUGUGGCACUGGCGCGCACCUGGCUUCUUCCUGCAGCGUGUACCGGUUUGGCCGCAUAGCUUCGUGUCGUUGCUGCUGAGCUUUCUUCUGCCUCUCUGCUGUUCUCCAUUGAAGAGGACACUUCUCCGACUCCUGCAGUGCUGCCGUUGCUGUCGCAAGCACGCGAAGGACUAG